Staurois parvus is the source of this 306-nucleotide messenger RNA. Lineage: Eukaryota; Metazoa; Chordata; Amphibia; Anura; Ranidae. The record is from the annotation of a GenBank genome assembly.
AUCUUCAGUGUGGGCACCAAGCUGUGCAGCUUGCAGCUUCACAGCCAGGUACCCACUGAGCAUGCUCGAGUAGCUCUGCGCUUCCUGAAUGGUCCUGUAGUCUUCUUGGACCUGUCGUGUGUCCCAAAAGACUACAGGGAGGGAGAACACCUUCUGGGAUCGGACCGGAAGUGGGAGUGGGUACCUAGGAAGUGGGAGCGGGUACCUGUCAAUUUCGGGUUCCCACUCCCGAAAGGUGCCAAUCCUUAAUGGGGAGCGGGGGACCAGUCUAAAAAGUGGAACUUCUCCUUCUGGGUGGAGCUCCAC